Pieris brassicae (large cabbage white) is the source of this 1802-nucleotide messenger RNA. RefSeq lists its product as uncharacterized. Bases 308 to 1765 code for a protein of 485 amino acids. The transcript is spliced from 3 exons. The record is from RefSeq and is a predicted model, not a curated record. Lineage: Eukaryota; Metazoa; Arthropoda; Insecta; Lepidoptera; Pieridae.
UAUAUAGCCUAGCCAAUUAAUAAAUAUUUAAUAUAACUUGGUAUGCUUUGGUGUUUAGGCUGCUUAAGCCUUAAUCUUGUCAAUUUUAUUUAAAUCUGACUCCCUCAAGCUUUCCCCAAUAAAUGGACUACUACAAUUAUUUUCCCAAUAUAUUGAAGAUUUCUGUCUCACUGACUCACUUUGGAAAUGCAUUUUAGCAAAAUAUUUUCAAUUAUACAUAUGCAUGAUUUACGUUUAUUUUGUAAGUAAUAAAGAGCUAUUUUAAUAAAUAUUCCUUGAAUUUCAGCACUAAUUUAAGAAACUAGACAUGAGACACAAUAACAGAAAGAUAGAUGAGAACUCAUAUUGUAUGCUACUGAAAAAGUGUAAAGAAAAAUUACUAUGUGAUUUCUGUGACAAAACAUUUGAUAGCAGAUAUUCCAACAUAAUUCACAAUGCACAUCACAUUGUUAUACCUUUGUUGAAGCAAGAACUUCACCAAUGCAAAGAAUGCCUUUACCAUUUUCAAACAAUUAAAGAGCUAGUCAAUCACCUUUUAGAGAAACAUAAUCAAGUCGCAGCAUUGCAACAAACUACAAACAAAAGAAUAUAUAAUGUUCCAAGUACAAGUGCAGUAUCAACUAAAAAAAAUGAAAUUAUUAACAUUUCGGAUGAUGAAGAUAAUAUAGACAGUAAACACGAUAUUUUAGACUGUUUUAAACAUUUAGAAAACUCACCUGUGGAAAAAAAAGUUAAAAAGGGAGAUACAUCCAUGGUUAAGGGAUCACAGAGCCACAUAGAUCCUUCUAUGAAUGUCGAACCUGACACUAUAUGUAAUACCUGGAACGUGGCGAUUGAUAAGAGGGUGACGGGGUUUAAUUUGUAUGAUUCUAUGAAAGAUAUUAAGAAUGAAGAAUAUAUAUUGCCGGAUGUGUAUUACGAUGUUAAAAUUUCACCAAACAAUGAUAGAAAGAUCACUAAUUCACAAUUAACAAAUACAGAGUCUAAAAGUAUGAGUGGAAAUAACGAUGGCAUGUUACAAACAAAGUUGAAUAAAGAUAGUAAAAGGUUUUUAAGUAUAAAUUAUAAUGAGCUCACUCAAUUAUGCAAUUAUAAAUGCAAGUAUUGUCCAAAUGUCAACAUGUUCCCUAGCAGAUAUGCACUGACACUACAUCAAAUAUCACAUUUAGAAAUAGCAAACAUUCCACCCAGUCUUUGCCUCAUAUGCGACACAUAUUUUAGUCCAGCCAAUUUAAAAAAACAUAUCAAAGAAAGACAUUGCAAUAUCAUGCCGAAGUGUUGUAAACUCAACACUUGUAUAAUAUGUAAUUUUAAAUACCGUAGUUAUAAAAAACAUUUAUACAAUUAUCAUCACAGCCUGUUUAGUUGGGAGAGUUGUCCAGAGGCCAUCAGUUUGAGUAGUAUGAAUAAAUUUCAUGGAGGCAUCGCGUUGAAAACUAUAUAUCAUAUAAGUGGUUCCGACUCAGAUAUAGUUGAACUAUGUGUUAAGUGUUUCAAGAAGAUGAACAAUUCUAAUGUUAAAUGUAUAAAGGUCAGCAUAUGUAAGAAGACUGGUUGUCAGUUAAAAUGUAGUAAUUGUCAUGAUGAGUUUGUAGAGAUUAAUUUUGUGGAGAAAUGGUAUCCGGUGUUUGUGAGUCGGUUUAAGUUCGAGGAAGAUGUGAAGAAGAAAAGGAAGAAGACGAAUGAAGAUCGGUUGAGGAAUAUUCAGAUGCGAUUGAAGAUGAUUAAUAAAUUGAGUCGGUUUUAUGACUGGUUUUAUUUAUAAAGUUAAUAAAAAUCUCAAAACCCUCCAUGGGUUAACC